AUGGUCGGGGAGGACCAGAUCUUGAGGAUUGUUCUUGUGGGGAAGACGGGAGUGGGGAAGAGUGCAGCAGGAAACACAAUCCUGGGGAGAGAGGCCUUUGAAUCAGAACUGUCACCAUCCUCUCUGACGUCUGAAUGCCAUAAAGCAAAGGGGAAUGUUGACGGUCGAAAGGUAGCUGUCAUUGAUACUCCAGGCCUUUUUGACACGAAUUUCACUCAAGAAGUAUUGAAUAGGAUCAAGAUGUGCAUCUCUCUGUCUGCCCCUGGUCCUCAUGCCUUCCUUGUGGUUCUUCAUCUGGGCAGGUUCACCCAGGAAGAGAAAGAUACUGUUCAGAUGAUCCAGACCACCUUUGGUGAAGAUGCAGCAAAAUACACAAUGGUGUUAUUUACACAUGGAGACCAGUUAAAGAAGCAAACCAUUGAAAACUUUAUUUCAGAAAGUCCUGAUCUCAUAGCCAUCAUUCGAAAGUGUGGUAACAGAUACCAUGUCUUCAACAAUGAAAUCAAAGAUCCCAAACAAAUCUCUCAGCUCCUGGACAAAAUUGACAAGAUGACUGCAGUUAAUGGUGGAGGUUGCUAUACCAAUGCAAUGUUCAUGAAAGCAGAGGCAGCCAUAGAAAAGGAGAAAGAGCGACUCCUGAAGGAGAUGGAAGCACAGAAGCAGAGAGAGCUUGAUAAACUGAGAGCCAAAUAUGGAGGAAGGGCCACCAGAGAGGAGCGCAAGGUGCAUAUGAGAUAUCAUUAUGAAGCCAGAGCCAGAGCCGAAAAAUCAAACGACUUCACUUCAGCACCAGCAAUAGCUGUUGCAACAGCCUGUGGUGCUGCCAUUGGAGGUGUGCUUGGAAUUGCAGGCGGUCCAAUAGGUUUGGCAGUUGGAAUUGCUGCUGGAGCAGCUGUUGGAGCUACAGUUGGUGCUUUAGCAGUGAGAGUCUCAGAUCGCUGCCACAUACAAUGA
Molecule: messenger RNA, 954 nt
Organism: Pelmatolapia mariae (spotted tilapia)
Lineage: Eukaryota; Metazoa; Chordata; Actinopteri; Cichliformes; Cichlidae
Product: GTPase IMAP family member 9-like
Exons: 2
Coding region: 1-954 (317 amino acids)
Molecular function (GO): GTP binding
Source: RefSeq, a predicted model, not a curated record